This is a messenger RNA of Cavia porcellus (domestic guinea pig), 2573 nucleotides long. It is a transcript of the gene Idh3a, whose product is annotated as isocitrate dehydrogenase (NAD(+)) 3 catalytic subunit alpha. The coding region runs from base 116 to 1216 and encodes 366 amino acids. The transcript is spliced from 11 exons. Gene Ontology annotation, cellular component: mitochondrion. NCBI's taxonomy places the organism in Eukaryota, Metazoa, Chordata, Mammalia, Rodentia, Caviidae. Gene Ontology annotation, biological process: tricarboxylic acid cycle; isocitrate metabolic process. The record is from RefSeq and is a predicted model, not a curated record. Gene Ontology annotation, molecular function: NAD binding; isocitrate dehydrogenase (NAD+) activity; magnesium ion binding.
GCGUGCCCCUACGGGGCGUGGCCACUCCAAGGGGGCGGGCUCUGGGUGCCGCUGGGUGCCGCUGAGCGCACGCGCUGUGCUGUCGCGGCUGUCGCCUGGCGAGACGGUGGAUGCGAUGGCUGGGCCAGCGUGGAUUUCCAAGGUCUCUCGGCUACUGGGGGUGUUCCACAGCCCAAAACAGGUGACCAGAGGUUUUGCUGGUGGUGUUCAGACAGUAACUUUAAUUCCAGGAGAUGGGAUUGGCCCAGAAAUUUCAGCAGCUGUUAUGAAGAUUUUUGAUGCUGCCAAAGCACCUAUCCAGUGGGAGGAGCGGAAUGUCACUGCCAUUCAGGGACCUGGAGGGAAGUGGAUGAUCCCACCAGAAGCCAAGGAGUCCAUGGAUAAGAACAAGAUGGGUCUGAAAGGCCCUUUAAAGACCCCUAUUGCAGCUGGUCACCCGUCUAUGAAUUUACUGCUGCGUAAAACAUUUGACCUUUAUGCCAAUGUCCGGCCGUGCGUCUCAAUCGAAGGCUACAAGACCCCUUACACUGAUGUGAAUAUUGUCACCAUUCGCGAGAACACUGAGGGAGAAUACAGUGGGAUUGAGCAUGUGAUCGUCGAUGGAGUCGUGCAGAGCAUCAAGCUCAUCACCGAGGCAGCGAGUAAGCGCAUUGCAGAGUUUGCCUUUGAGUAUGCACGGAAUAAUCACCGGAGCAACGUCACAGCGGUGCACAAGGCCAACAUCAUGAGAAUGUCAGAUGGACUUUUUCUGCAAAAAUGCAGGGAAGUUGCUGAAAAUUGCAAAGAUAUUAAAUUUAAUGAGAUGUACCUUGAUACAGUGUGUUUAAAUAUGGUACAAGAUCCAUCCCAGUUUGAUGUUCUUGUUAUGCCAAAUUUGUACGGAGACAUCCUUAGUGACCUGUGUGCAGGAUUGAUUGGUGGUCUCGGUGUGACCCCAAGUGGCAACAUUGGAGCCAACGGGGUGGCCAUCUUUGAGUCGGUUCAUGGAACGGCCCCAGACAUCGCAGGCAAGGACAUGGCCAAUCCCACUGCCCUCCUGCUCAGUGCCGUGAUGAUGCUGCGCCACAUGGGGCUUUUUGACCACGCUGCAAGGAUUGAGGCCGCGUGCUUUGCCACAAUCAAGGAUGGAAAGAGUUUAACAAAAGAUUUGGGAGGCAAUUCGAAGUGCUCAGACUUCACAGAAGAAAUCUGUCGCCGAGUGAAAGAUUUAGACUAACGGUUCACUGAUGGUGUAGGCUGCGUCACUCCUAAUGGACCCUGCCUCAUAAACCUCUCAUUCUGUGUGCAUUUGGUUUGCUUGUUUCUUGACAGAGCACAUGAUAAAAUCUGGCCUUUUCUUAACCAGUCUGUGCAAAGGAUGCAGGGGAUGUCCCUGACUUGCUUUUAAGGGACUUUUUCCAAGUGCUUGUUUUAUUUAUUAAAUGUCUAUCUGGUAAACAUUGUUUUGUAAACUCCAAGUAGACUUGUAUCAUUUGCCAUUGUUAUCCAUUUUACACUUUAAGUAAUUUUUCCUCAGCUGUAAAUAAUUAUGAUACAAAAUUAAUAAGAAACAUGUAACUUUUUAAACAAAAGUCCUGUCUUUCUUUGGCUUAUGAGAAACAUAAUGGAAGUAAAACAGGACAUGGACAUAAUAGCACAAGAUGACAUUCUUAUAAAACUAAAUGGGCACAGGAGAAAUUUCCCAGGAAAGUUCACAUCUAAAACAGCAAAAAUUUUCUUAGUGAUACAGAAGAUAAAGGCAGAUGCUUCCUUUACAUGUAUUAUUAUGAAUAAAAACUUCUGAUCCAAGAAAUGUAAUGAGCAAUAUAAUUUUGUUAAAAAGAUACAGAUAAUAUAUUAUGUACAAAGUCCUGCAUGUAUUGUGUAGUCAAUGGUUUUACUUUGAAGUUUAACACAGUUGGUAUGGCUCCUAAUGAAGCUUUGGGUGGUGCCACCCUCUCCCUGGAUGUACUGUCACUGUCCCAUGUAUCAAGGCCCCCAGCCAUGUCCUAACUGAGCCGGGCCAGGAGCCAACCCUGUCAAGUCCCCUCUACCGACUCUGCAGGGAGAUGGCACCACUUGCUGCUACUGCUAGGGGCCCAUCCCUGGUUUUCAGCUGCAGUUGAGGGAUUGGGAUGCUGGCUGUUGAUUUACAUCUCAGCAGCUGUCCCUUGGCCUCCUCCAAAUCAUUGUGCCCUUCAGCCAGCCCCUGCCCUGCAGAGAGGGAGCUGACUCAUAAAACAAGUCACCCUGCAGCGUGGUCUUGUCAGCUUAUGACCUUCAGCUCCCUCCUCCCGCGCCCUUGCCCUGGCUGCAGCAUGAGCAGCUGCGCUUUGGCCUCGUACCAAAGACAAUGUGUCUUCCCUUGCCCCUGUCAAUUUGCAACCUGCGGUUUUGCAUAAUGUCCUCAGCUCACAAGGGAAUUUCUUAACAGCAGAUAUCUUCAUGUGGGUCAUUUUUUUAAGGUUGUAACCAGACCAGUAAUCUUACAUGUAUUUUAUUUUGUUUAUGCUGCUGCUUCCUUUGUUUUAUUAGAUUGUGCUAAUUACCAGUGGCUCUUGGUUUAUAGAAAUAAAGAAUUCCAAAACAACUAA